Necator americanus (New World hookworm) is the source of this 438-nucleotide messenger RNA. RefSeq lists its product as uncharacterized. NCBI's taxonomy places the organism in Eukaryota, Metazoa, Nematoda, Chromadorea, Rhabditida, Ancylostomatidae. The record is from RefSeq and is a predicted model, not a curated record. The transcript has a single exon. The coding region runs from base 1 to 438 and encodes 145 amino acids.
AUGAAGAACGCCUACUGCGAGAACGGAGAAGUACAACUUGAAGGCUCCCAAAUCGUGGAAACUUUGUCGUACGCAUACCUCGGACGUUCUAUGAGCAUGCAAAAUCACUGCAAGGAAGAACUGAAUAAAAGAAUGAGAGUAACAUGGGCGGCGUUCGCACCCGUCAGGAAAGCCACGGACCAACUGACGGACCAUGAUCUUCGUGCCCAUCUGCUUGACUCGACAGUUCUUCCAGCGCUCUGUUACGCAGCGGAGACGUGGGCAGACACCGCUGCCACGUCUAAGAAGCUAAUUACUAUCCACAGAGCCCUCAAGAAACGUCUUCUGGAGUUUAGCCGGCGCCCACAACACCUAGCCGGUCUCCGCAGCUCCGACUUAAGAGAAAUAUCCCGUUUCACUUCGCGACCCACCGGAAUAUAUAUUGAAAGCAAAACAUAG